CAGCCCCUAGGCCUGAGUUUUGUUUUCCUCAUUCUCUUGUUUCUUAGCAAGCAAUCCAUAGACUAUAAGAAUUUCAAAUCAGCUUCUUGGCCAAGAAUCCAUUGACAUCAGUGUUUCAAAAUUCUAAUAUAAUCAUUCCAAUCUAACGGAUAUCAGGGGCAGUCUCGCAUGAUUACGUUGUCCUUUAAAUUACUUCCUCUUAGGGGUUAGGGUUUUUAUCUUUCGCAUAAUCCCCAUCGUCAACCAGCCUCAGCUCCAGAGCAUCGAACGAACGCAAUCAUGCAUUCCGUUUCAUCCAAAACAUCCUUCUUCUUCCUCCUCCUCCUCCUAAUUGCAGCAGCUACCUCCGUCCUCGCCAGAAAACGCCACGUCAUCAAUUUCCAAUCGCCGAAUCUCUUCCCCGAAGGCGUCGCAUGGGAUCCAGCCGCCCAACACUUUGUUGUUGGUUCCUUUAAUCACCGCUCCAUAAACGCUGUCUCCGACGCCGGCGUCGUUGAAUCCCUAAUCUCCGACACCGAGCUUCCCCCUAACGUCGCCUUCGUUGGCCUCGCCGUAGACUCCGUCCACCGCCGUCUUCUCGCCACUAUCCACGCCAUAGAACCUUUCCCCGACUACAACGCUCUCGCCGCCUACGACCUCCGCUCCCGCAAACGUAUCUUCCUCGCACCCCUCACUAACCCCGCCUCCUCCGAUCGCCAGAUCGCUAACGCCGUCGCCGUCGACUAUAAGGGCAACGCGUAUGUCACCAAUUCUGCUGGAAACUUCAUCUGGAAGGUCAGCGUGAACGGAGAACCGUCCAUCUUCUCCAGAUCCCCUUUGUACACCUCUCAACAAGUGGACCGCGAUCAGCCCUACAGCUUCUGCGGCCUCAACGGAAUUGCUUACCUCAGCAAGGGUUAUCUUCUCGUAGUACAGAGCAACACCGGAAAGAUGUUCAAGGUGAACGCCGACGACGGGACGGCAAGGCUGGUGUUGCUGAGAAAGGACUUGACGGCAGCGGACGGGAUCGCCGUUAGAAGUGACGGCGUUGCGGUGGUGGUUUCGCAGCAUAAGGCGUGGUUGCUCAAGAGCGACGACAGUUGGGGAGAAGCCGUGGUGUAUGACGAAAUUGCCCUUGAUGCGGAGAGGUUCCCGACUUCUGUUACGAUUAGGGAGGACAAUAGGGCGUAUGUGAUAUAUGGGCAUGUGGACAAGGGCAUUUUGGGGGAGGAAAGGGACGAGUUCAGCAUACAAGAACUGGAGUGGGCCAAGGAAAGUGAAGAGGAAGCGGUUUGGGUGUUUGUUUUGAUUGGGCUGGGCUUGGCUUAUUUCAUGUACUGGAGAUUUCAGAUGGGCCAACUUAUUAAGAACAUGAACAAGAAGACGGAUUAAGGUUAAUGGUGAGCCCAGCCCACAGAGCCGCAGAUUUGAAUUUGGAUUUGGAUGCCCGUCCUCUUUCAAUGCACUCAUCAUCAUGAUCCUAAGGACCGGCUUAGGUUUGCUCAUGACAAGAGAGGAUCAAAGCGGAUCGGUCUCCAGACCAUCCGAUGUGAGAAAGCUCAAGGGUCCCACAUAAAUUAAGCUAUGCGAUGUUCAUCUAUGAUUGCUGUUAUUAAGAUCAAAAUGUUGUCGCUAUAGAUUGAAUAGUGAUGAUUUCUAAGGAGUUUUCGCCGAUAA
Molecule: messenger RNA, 1656 nt
Organism: Nelumbo nucifera (sacred lotus)
Lineage: Eukaryota; Viridiplantae; Streptophyta; Magnoliopsida; Proteales; Nelumbonaceae
Cellular component (GO): endoplasmic reticulum
Source: RefSeq, a predicted model, not a curated record